Messenger RNA from Puma concolor (puma), 3186 nucleotides. It is a transcript of the gene DNA2, whose product is annotated as DNA replication helicase/nuclease 2. The record is from RefSeq and is a predicted model, not a curated record. Gene Ontology annotation, biological process: replication fork reversal. NCBI's taxonomy places the organism in Eukaryota, Metazoa, Chordata, Mammalia, Carnivora, Felidae. Gene Ontology annotation, molecular function: single-stranded DNA helicase activity; 5'-flap endonuclease activity. Gene Ontology annotation, cellular component: cytoplasm.
AUGUUGCAGCUGGAAGAACUGGAGCUGUUGAAGAAGAGUCUCGGGGAAGAGGCUGGUCCGCCGGCGGAGCUAUUUCAGAAGAAAGUGGAAGCUUCCUUUUCUAAAACAGUUCUGAACCGAGGAAUGGAUAACCGGUACCUGGUAUUAGCAGUCAAUACUGUACAGAAUGAAGAAGGAAACCAUGAAAAGCACCUAAUCAUCACUGCUUCUCAGUCACUAGAAUAUAAAGAACUGUGUAUCCUUAGGAAUGACUGGUGCUCUUUACCAGUGGAGCCGGGGGACAUCAUUCAUUUGGAGGGAGACUGCAUAUCUGAUACUUGGAUAAUAGAUGAAGAUUUUGGAUAUUUGAUUCUGUAUCCAGACAUACUGAUUUCUGGCACAAGCAUAGCCAGUAGUAUUCGAUGUAUGAGAAGAGCUGUCCUAAGUGAAACUUUUAGGAGCUGUAAUCCAGCCACACGUCAAAUGCUGAUUGGUACAGUUCUUCAUGAAGUAUUUCAAAAAGCAAUAAGCAAUAGCUUUGCCCCAGAAAAACUACAAGAAUAUGCUUUUCAAACUAUUCAAGAAAUAAAACAUCUGAAGGAAAUGUAUCGCUUAAAUUUGAAUCAAGAUGAGAUAAAACAAGAAGUAGAGGAGUAUCUUCCUUCAUUUUCUAAAUGGGCCGGAGAUUUCAUGCAUAAAUAUAUUUCAACUGACUUCCCUCAGAUGCAGCUCUCUCUGCCAAGUGAUGGUAGUAACAAUAAUUCAACAUGUAAUAUUGAAGUCAUAAAUUCAUUGGAUAUUGAAGAAAGCAUUUGGUCCCCUAGGUUUGGAUUGAAAGGCAAAAUAGAUGUCACAGUUGGUGUGAAAAUACAUCGAGGAUAUAAAACAAAAUAUAAGAUAAUGCCUUUGGAACUUAAAACUGGCAAAGAAUUAAAUUCUAUUGAACAUCGUAGUCAGCUUGUUCUGUACACACUGCUAAGUCAAGAGAGGAGAGCUGAUCCAGAGGCCGGCCUGCUCCUUUACCUCAAGACUGGCCACAUGUACCCUGUGCCCGCCAAACAUCUUGAUAAAAGAGAAUUAUUAAGGCUAAGAAACCAGAUGGCAUUCUCUUUGUCUAACCGUAUUAGCAAAUCUUCUGUUGGAAAGGAGAAGACAAACCUUGCUCCUUUGCCACAAAUAAUUGAGGAAGAGCAAACUUGUAAAUACUGUUCACAUGUUGGCAACUGUGCUCUUUAUAGCAGAGCAGUUGAACAACAGAUGGAUGACAGUUCAGUCCCGAUUGGCAUGCUGCCCAAAAUAAAAGAAGAAACCCAACAUCUGAAGCUUUCACACUUGGAGUAUUUCAGCCUUUGGUGUCUAAUGUUAACCCUGGAGUCACAAUCAAAGGAUAAUAAAAAGAAUCACCAACAUAUAUGGUUAAUGCCUGCUUCAGAAAUGGAAGAGAGUGGCAACUGCAUUGGAAACCUGAUUAGAACAGAACGUGUAAAGACAGUUUGUGAUGGGCAAUAUUUACAUAAUUUUCAACGUAAAAAUGGUGCCAUGCCUAUCACAAAUCUAAUGGCAGGUGAUAGAGUUAUUUUAAGUGGAGAAGAGAGAACACUGUUUGCUUUGUCUAGGGGAUAUGUGAAGGAGAUUAACAUGACAUCAGUAACCUGUUUAUUAGACAGGAACUUGUCAGUACUCCCAGAAUCAACUUUGUUCAGAUUGGACCAGGAAGAAAAGAAUUGUGAUAUAGAUACCCCAUUAGGAAAUCUUUCUAAAUUGAUGGAAAAUACUCGUGUCAGUCAGAAACUUCGAGAUUUGAUCAUUGACUUUCGUGAACCUCAGUUUAUAUCCUACCUCAGUUCUGUUCUUCCACAUGAUGCAAAGGAUACAGUUGCCUGCAUUCUGAAAGGUUUGAAUAAACCUCAGAGGCAAGCAAUGAAAAAGGUACUUCUUUCAAAAGACUACACACUCAUCGUGGGCAUGCCUGGAACAGGAAAAACAACUACCAUAUGUACUCUCGUAAGAAUUCUCUAUGCCUGUGGUUUUAGUGUUUUGUUGACCAGCUAUACACACUCUGCUGUUGACAAUAUUCUUUUGAAGUUAGCAAAGUUUAAAAUAGGAUUUUUGCGUUUGGGUCAGACUCAGAAGGUACAUCUAGACAUCCAGAAAUUCACAGAGGAGGAAGUUUGCCGAUCCAAGUCCAUUACAUCCUUAGCUCUUCUAGAAGAACUCUACAAUAGUCAUCGUAUAGUUGCAACAACGUGUAUGGGAAUAAACCAUCCAAUAUUUUCUCGUAAAACUUUUGAUUUUUGUAUUGUGGAUGAAGCCUCUCAAAUUAGCCAACCAGUCUGUCUAGGGCCACUUUUUUUUUCGCAAAGAUUUGUGUUGGUGGGGGAUCAUCAGCAGCUUCCUCCCUUGGUGCUAAACCAUGAAGCAAGAGCUCUUGGCAUGAGUGAAAGCUUAUUCAAGAGGCUGGAACAGAAUAAGAAUGCUGUUGUACAGUUAACUGUGCAGUACAGAAUGAACAGUAAAAUUAUGUCCUUAAGUAAUAAACUGACAUAUGAAGGAAAGCUGGAGUGUGGAUCAGACAAAGUGGCCAACGCAGUGAUAAACCUACCUAACUUUAAAGCUGUAAAGCUGGAACUGGAAUUUUAUGCUGAUUAUUCUGAAAAUCCUUGGAUGAUUGGAGUAUUUGAGCCAAACAAUCCUGUUUGUUUUCUUAAUACAGAUAAGGUUCCAGCACCAGAACAAGUUGAAAAGGGUGGUGUGAGCAAUAUAACAGAAGCCAAACUAAUAGUUUUCCUGACCUCAGUGUUUAUUAAGGCUGGAUGUAAACCCUCUGAUAUUGGUAUUAUUGCACCAUACAGGCAGCAGUUAAAGAUCAUCAAUGAUUUAUUGUCCCAUUCUUCUAUUGGAAUGGUUGAAGUUAACACCGUAGACAAAUACCAAGGAAGAGACAAAAGUAUCAUUCUAGUAACUUUUGUUAGAAGUAAUAAAGAUGGACCUCUUGGUGAACUCCUGAGAGAUUGGCGACGUCUUAAUGUUGCUAUAACCAGAGCCAAACAUAAACUGAUUCUUCUGGGAUGUGUACCCUCACUAAACCGCUAUCCUCCUUUGGGGAAGUUACUUCAUCAUCUAAACUCAGAAAAAUUAAUCAUGGAUCUUCCAUCAGAGGAACAUGAAAGUCUUUGUCAUGUAUUAGGUGGUUUUCAAAGAAGAUAA